AUGAAGCCGAGUAAGAAUCAACUAAGACGGGCAAGGAAAAAGGCCUUAAAACUCCAGGCUACGGACUUGACUCAUGUUACGACCGAUGUGGAAUCCCAGAAAAAGGGGAUUUCUCCCGCAGAUGCAACACGGGACCAUAGUAUAGAUGUGUCGGGAAAUGUAUCUACUGACUCUGAAGACGCCCUUUGGCAAAUGUACAAGGGUAUUAUCGACAAGUUUGAUGAGAGUACGGAAAGAGAAAUGACACCAGACAAGGUCAAUAAACCUGAAGUCUAUUUUGACGACGAUAAUUACAUACCGGACGAGGAAGAUAAGGAACCUAAGUUGUCAAAGAAGAAGCGCAAGGAGUUGAACAAACUUUCCGUUGCCGAGCUUAAGGCCAUGGUCAGAAAGCCGGAAAUAGUCGAAUGGACAGAUACCUCAGCGCCUGAUCCUAAACUACUUGUUCACAUUAAAGCGCAUCGCAAUGUUGUACCAGUGCCUUCACACUGGUCUCUUAAACGAGAAUAUUUGUCAUCGAAGAGAGGGAUUGAGAAACCGCCCUUUUCACUACCAAAAUUUAUUCAAGAGACUGGAAUUUCAGAGAUGCGAGACGCUGCCUUAGAGAAGCAAGAACAGGCGACCUUGAAACAGAAGCAAAGGGAGCGAGUUCAACCGAAAAUGGGAAAGCUAGAUAUUGACUAUCAAAAGCUAUAUGAGGCUUUCUUCAGGUUUCAGACGAAACCUGAAUUGACACGUUACGGUGAGGUCUAUUAUGAGGGGAAAGAAUAUGAAACCAACCUGAGACACCUACGACCUGGUGAACUCAGUGCUGAGCUUAAAGAAGCGCUUAGCAUGCCGUCUGGUGCGCCUCCGCCUUGGUUGAUCAACCAACAGAGAUAUGGGCCUCCACCCUCCUACCCGGCUUUAAGAAUUCCAGGCCUAAAUGCCCCUCCGCCUCCGGGGGCCAUGUGGGGUUAUCAUCCAGGUGGGUACGGAAAGCCUCCGGUUGAUGAGCAUAAUCGACCGCUCUAUGGUGGUGAUAUUUUCGGAGUGCUGCAGCCCCAGCAUUCGGUUCAACAAGGCGAGCCCGUUGAGAAAGACCUCUGGGGAGAACUACAGGUCCCUGAGCUUUCCGAAGAGGAGAGUGAUGAGGAAGAUGAUCAGUUGCAUGAAGAAGAAUUUGAAAUGGGGAUACAGUCCCCAAAUGGGAUAGAAACCCCGAGUGGGUUAGUGUCCGCUGUUCCGUCGGAAUUUGUUGGAGCAGAGAAUGUUACUGGAGAAUUUGAUGUGCGUAAGCAUUAUCGAGGAACUCAGACCGAGGAGCCUUCAGAUCAUCAAAAUGCAUUUCGGGUUAUUCCAGAGAGGCAGUCCAACGUACAGGGAUUUUUCGGGGGUGAUAAAAUGUACGAUCUAAAUGCGCCCGCGGACACUUUGUCCGUUCUCGGAGCCGAGGGACAUCAUCGGAAGCGGAAGGCUACUGGUGAUGUUGAUGUAUCUGUGGAUCCGGACGAGUUGCGGGCUAAUGAUGGUAUUGGUGAAGAAACCAUACGUGGACUGUACGCGACUGAAAGACAGCAUGAACAUUAUCCCCAAAAUUGGGAUUUCCAGGAAGAUUUGAGCGACAUGAUCGCAUUCGAGAGCCGGAAAAAAUUGAAAAAGGAUCAGGAAAGACAAGGCAGGCAAUAG
Messenger RNA from Aspergillus tanneri, 1668 nucleotides. Its product is annotated as U2 snRNP complex subunit CUS1. Gene Ontology annotation, biological process: mRNA splicing, via spliceosome. Lineage: Eukaryota; Fungi; Ascomycota; Eurotiomycetes; Eurotiales; Aspergillaceae. The record is from RefSeq and is a predicted model, not a curated record. The transcript has 2 exons. Bases 1 to 1668 code for a protein of 555 amino acids. Gene Ontology annotation, cellular component: catalytic step 2 spliceosome; U2 snRNP; U2-type spliceosomal complex.